Messenger RNA from Diaporthe citri, 3639 nucleotides. RefSeq lists its product as uncharacterized. Gene Ontology annotation, biological process: regulation of actin cytoskeleton organization; TOR signaling. The transcript is spliced from 3 exons. Gene Ontology annotation, cellular component: TORC1 complex; TORC2 complex. Bases 1 to 3639 code for a protein of 1212 amino acids. The record is from RefSeq and is a predicted model, not a curated record. Gene Ontology annotation, molecular function: protein binding. Lineage: Eukaryota; Fungi; Ascomycota; Sordariomycetes; Diaporthales; Diaporthaceae.
AUGGCGCCUACUCCGCAAACGGCGCCCAGAGAGGUCAUCGACCUCGUCUCGGACGACGAUGACGACGCCGUGCGGCAGGUUCAACCGCGGCUACCGGCUCCUCCGUCUGCCCUCGAAAAUGGCACCGUCAACCGCGUCGUCAACAGCUUCGGGGACUUCGUGCCGCCUGGCGGUCCCCCGUCCCACCGCAGUGCGCAUGCGCACCCCUACGUACCACCUCUUCCUUCACAAGAACAAAUGUUCUACCGGCGUCACGCCCCCAGUACUUCUGCUUACGCCCCCUCGCCACCGGCAAAACGGCAGAAACUUUCAGAACCACCGCGGGGGAUGGUGGACGACGAGCAAGUAAUUACGAAAUCUGUCGGCAUACACCUUUCUUCCUAUGCGAGGAAUGCUGUUGAAGCGCUCAACAACAAGAAUGUAGAUGAUGAUAAGCUCAAAGCAGAAAUCCAAAAAGCCCUAACAGACCAAUUCGAAACCGUAAUUCGAGAGAAUGGGCGCCUUCCUGAUGGACUGGUCAGCCUUGCCACUCAACGUGCGAGAACGUUGGCUAAGAACUUCGCUGGUCUUCCGGGCUUUCGACGGACGCAAUUUGCUCACUCGCCCCCAAGCAAACCCCUGCCGGCCCAACAGCACACACUGCCUCCUUCUCGAGCUUCCGGACUUGUGAACGGCCACCCUGUUGCUGCUCGACCGCCCGCUGCCUCCACCUCUUCACCGCUUCCCAGCGGGUUGCCCUCUGUUACCGCGCCCACGCCUGUUCGAAAUCCAGCGCAGAACCUCUCUAGCCUUCCGACUACCGUCAACAAGCCGCAGGAGAACCAGGUCAGGGAGCCGAUCGCACAGCAUGUCGUCACGUCAAACACACAGUCCCAGGAUGUGCUUCCACGGACCUCUCAACCUCCAACUGCACCCCGUGCUAUGCGGCCACGUACACCUCCCUCCUCGAAAAGAGCGAGAUCCGCUGCAAAAACGGCCCCGACAUCCCCGGCAAACUUCCGUUCCCGUGCUAAGGUCGCGGCUUGGAAGUCCAACAAAGAUAGUCACGAUAUGAACGAGCGAUCCACUUCAGUCUACUUCUCCCUCGAGCAACGUCCAUAUCUUCAAGCGGAGGUACGGCAAGAGAUCUUGAAGGGUAGUGGCCGGCUGAGUAAGAUGCAGCCGGGUGAAUUGGACAAGCCACAUAUUUUCCACGUGGACUUCACUCUCGAGGAAGCUCGUAAGCUCCAGAUGGUGGCGCUCCAGGUGGCGGCUCGACGGGUGACAGGGUCCGUUAAGAAGUACGACGACCCGGUUAAGGGCCUGGCGAAGCUGCUGAGAAAGCUGGAACGCCCUGAAAAUAUCGAGUUCCUGAUCCGCCAGCUCGAACUCGAGAUCGAAACCAGAACCAGAUCAGACAUCGCUAACUUCCUUUCUGAUGUAAUGCAAAAGAAAGCUAGGACUCAGGACCCACGCGUACUGUCAAUAGAGAAAGAUGUCUUUGACAAGCGCAGCGAAGCCCUGCGCGAUAGCCGCCUUUCUUCGCUUCUCAUGGCGCGGGAGGUCACCGGAAACCGCUUCAGAACAACUCGAAUGAGAGACCUCACAAAUGAGUUCCGCAAAAGUCUUGAAGACGGUCUCGAGCUCCGGUCAGAGUUCACCAACUGCGCUGGGGAUAUCUCUGCAGUCAGCUGGGUAUCCAGCUCUGCGUAUAUCGCCGGUACCACGGCGCAUAUGGACUCGCACAACCAGCAGUAUAAUAAGCCUGGAAACCUUCUGCUAGGCUCGGUUGCUCCGGCGCUCACUAAGCUGAAGUCUUAUUCCAACCACCGCAUUCCUCGUCCGAUUGUCGAGAAGGGCGAGAACUCAACAGAUGAGAUGCGCGAGUCUCAAGACCCAUGGCUUUACACCUCUGUUGUCUCGUCAGACCACGAUCCAAUACACGACCGGACGUACACCUCUGGUUUCGAUCGGAGCGCCAAGAUCUGGCAAGUCGACAAGUCAGGGCUCUCGAUGCGAUGUGUUGGCACCUGGAUGCACAAUGGCUUCGUCAACUUCGUCCAAGCCUCCCAACUGGCACAUCCAACGGGUUUAGUAGCCACUGCUGCCGACGUGCCGACUGAGGCUGUCAGAAUCUACACUAUCAACCCAGAGAAUAUUUCAAACAGUCCAUAUGCAUCAUUCUCGGCUACUAGGGUACCCGACGCAGAUGGAAGUUUCUCAACCAAGUGGACAUACUUCCCGUCGACGAUGAAGUGGGGCGUCGAGGAGAGCGUCCGUCAUCUUUUGCUGGUUGGCUUCUCCCCGCGUAGUCUUACAGACGAUGAAAACGAUAUCCCCGAGGAUCGCCUGAACACCGGCGAGCUGUGUCUGUGGGAUAGCAUCACGGGACAGGCGGUUCGCAUUCCGGGUGCAAAUUCCCAAAAUGUCUUUGAGGUGCAGUGGCACCCGUAUCGGCCCGAGUUCAUUGCGGCGUCAUCACCGGCAGGCGAAUUCGAUACCGAUAUUCGAACACAAGUCAGGAUCUUUGUUAGAGACAAGACGUCUGGAUACGAUGUUCAAUUCAAGUUCUUGAAGUCCUUCGAUUGCACCGCUCACGAUAUCAACGAGCUUACCAUCAUGCCGAAUAGCCCUGCGUUCUUCUACAUCACGGCCGGUUGUACGGAUGGCAAGACCUAUGUGUGGGACUCAGCACAGCCAGAGAGUCUACUAAGGAGACCUAUUCAUGUGCUCGCUCACGGACCGCCUUUAGAGGGCAUCACUGUGGGUGAUAACGAAGACGAUACCGGCGUGAAAUUCACAGCUUGGGCGGCGUCGAUGGAUCGGUUUUACACGGGGUCUUCGGAUGGAGUAGUCAAGGUUUGGAACAUCCGAGGAAAAGAAGCCAAAGGCAGAGUCAUCCUCGAGGCACCGGCCCAGAUCUCACACGGCGCAUUCUCGCCCGACUACUCAAAACUCGUGAUCGGCGAUGCAAGCGGGCGCGUCUUCAUCUUGUCUGUCGGCGAAGACGAGGAGAAACCCCCGUCGUUUGUCAGCCUGCCUGGCCCUCCGGGGCUGGGCGCGACGACCCGGCGCAGACCAACGCCCAUCACGCCGCACCCCGAGCCGCCACCUCCGCCGCAGCUCCUCCAAAGACGGGAGACUAGCUAUGAUCCGGGCCGCGCCUAUGUCACCGCGCGGCAGCUGAAGUUCAGCGGAGAUCCCACCGUGGGAAUGGUCCAGGACGUCAACUACGCAGACACGGGGCUGUUUCAACGUGAGGCACACGCCGAGUACGACCCGACGAGAGAACUUAUGGCGUACGUUGAGAGCAAGCAGCAGAUCAAUUCCAAGCUGUUCGCCAAGGCCCCCAUCCGCACCAGGCGUGUGAAGAGGAUUGGCCUCUCCGGCGAGGACGCCGACCACAUGGAUGUUGAUGGAGAAAAGCUACAGGCGGACGAGGUGGCGAGGCGGCACGAGGAGAACCGCAAGCUUGACCUGGACUUUGAAGGGCUGAGCCUCGAGACCCGGGAGGCACUCGAAAGAGACCGCGUCCCUUUGCAGGAGCUUCGCGAUGGCGUGGAGUACUGUGGGCUCGGGUAUAUUGAUGAGGUCGAGGAGAACCUCAAGAAGGGUGUCGUCGACCGGAAGAAGGAGGAAGACGACGGCAUGGGCUUCUGA